This is a messenger RNA of Symbiodinium pilosum, 2253 nucleotides long. The record is from the annotation of a GenBank genome assembly. Lineage: Eukaryota; Dinophyceae; Suessiales; Symbiodiniaceae.
AUGGAGCAUGGCAUGAAGACCGAAGAAGGGGAAGUCACGCUCUACAGCUUGGAGCACCGAAAGUUCAUGCUAGUGGAAGGGAGUGCGGGGCAGCUGAAGGAACUUCCGCCAGACGAGACGGAGCGACUGAGCUCGGAUGUCGUGUUCUUGCAGCACGCCUUGAGGCUGGAGGAUGGUUCCAGCGAGGUGGUGCAAGUUGACAAGGACAUGCACUCCUUGUUCGUGAAAUUUCACAAGGUGGCAGGCACCACAUGGCAACUCUACCUCAUCAGGAUGAUCGGUGAGUAUUACGACUGCAGCUCGCUCUGCGGCGAUCCGGAUUGGGUCUGUGAGCAGAAAGCAGGGCCGAAUUCUCCCGAAGCUGCAAGCUGCAAAGGCCAAAGCGAAUCUUGGGCAGCUGUCCCUUUCUGCCAGGAUCCUCUCCCCCGCAGCUGCACGGCUCAUCCCAGCACCGAUGUCAUUCGCGAAGCAGUGUCAGGGCAGACAUUGGCAGUUACGAGCUCGGACCUGUCCGAUUUGCGGAACCUCUAUUCUGACGAGAAGCGCUUAGAGCUGCUUGCGAGAGUUUCGUGGGCUCGUAGUUGGUUGCCAUCCACCUUUCUCCACAAGCAUGUCAAGCUCACCACCAUCCUUCGCGAGCCGACAGAACGACUCCGUUCGUAUUACUAUUACGACAAUGUUUACUCGUCACGUGAAGGCUUUGGUGGAUUUCUUGCAUUCUGCAGGGACUAUGUCGCCGGCAAUUGGACGUUGGAGCAGUUUGAGCGUCAGAAGUCGUUCUUCAGAGGCGCCAAGUCCCUGGCGAUUUUGCGGCGGUCCUGCUGCGAGUAUGAGAGAUAUUUGGGUGAAGAAUCGCUGGAGAAAUCUUUGGUCACGCUCUCCACUAUGUUUGAUCUGGUUGGACUGCAGGAGAAAAUGGAUGAAUCCUUGGUAACAUUGGGCAGGUUGUAUGGCCUUACGCCGCCGGAGGUUGCAAAAAUUGGUCGAAGCGUGCCACCUGACUGCAACAGCAACAGUGACAAGCUGGACUGGACAGAGGAAGAACUGAGGCCGUCGUCGCCCAGGACUUUUCAGAUUCCACUGUUUCUGCAUGCAUACGCCGGUGAGCUGUCGGCCUUCGUUAUGGCGAUGGCUUGCCGAGAGGGUGAUACCGACUUUGAGGCUGCGAAGGCCUUGGAGAGCGCCUGGGCGUUAUUUGCAGAAGGCGCCGCAGGCUCCAGCAUCCCGGUGAAGCCUGCGCGCAGCAGGAACAAGAUCGUGUACCAAGCCCGGAGCGAUGAUGAGCUGGAACCAGACGAGAACUUGGAGAUCAUGGAGAUCACAUGUGUGACUCAGGUGAGCGAGAGCUCAGCAUCAUUUGCUCGCAGUGAUCUACAGGAAGAGGAUAUCGAGCCGAUGUCUGUCACAACGCUGGUGAUCUCACAAAUUCCCGAGUACGUAGAUGCAGAUGUCUUCCGGACCCAACUGGACAGGUGGGGAUUCCAUGGUUCGUACGACUUCCUGUACAUGCCCCCGGAAUCAGCGUGUUGGAGCGGCAAAUGCGCGUUCGUGAAUUUUGUGGAUCAGGGGGCCGCCAGCUCAUGCUCAAGCUACUUCCAGCAGUGCCCAGCUGCAGGUGCAGCUGAGCCUUACUACAUCCAGGGCUUGGAGAACAUUGUCGCCCACUUCAGCCAGCUCGCGGGUGCUAGCAAUAUGGUACCUGCGAUGGCAUCGCUGCCUGCGCCACCUUGGGCCCUUGCACAGGUGACGGAGGACAGGCGGCCGUGCAAGGCCUCUCCUCAGAUCCGGGGCCAGUUUCACAAGACCAAGAUGUGCUCUUUCCACCUGGAGAGCAGGUGCACUGUGGGGCGAGCAUGCCCCUAUGCGCAUUCCAAAGAAGAGCUCAACUCUCCUCCGGACCUCUCUAAAACAAAGCUUUGUGUCGACUUCAUGCGCAAGAAGUGCCACGAUGCCAGCUGCAGAUUUGCUCACGGGUUCGCGGAACUUCGCGCCACGUCUAGCAUCUACAAGACGAAUCUUUGCGAGAAGUGGUCAGCCGGCAGCUGCAAGGAAGAGUUGCGGACUGGCAUGCAGCCCAAUGCGGAUGACGCGCCACCGGAUGGCAAGCUGGCCGCUGAUGACGCGCCCUUGGAAGGAAGUCCGGCAGAAAACAACGACAUCGACAUGCGGGAUCAUGAGACGGUGCAGCAGCGCCCGGCAGCCUCCGAGGCGGGUCCCGUGCGACGCUGGGGGCGGGCGAAGCUGCAAAGCUGA